UGCCACGUAGAGUCAUCUCCUGCUUCGAGAUAGUACUCCAUUUUCACCCUCUCGAAGUCGAAUAUACUCCGUCCGUAUUUUCGUGUUUGGAAAGGCGCCAUUCGAGUCCAUCGUCUCUCCCAUUCAAAACCUCAGAUAAACCUUCCAAGUAUCAAUCAGUUCAUUCCAUUUCCUUGACUUCUACUUGCGCUCAGAUGUUUUCGCGCUCCUAUCCUACGGCCACUCAGACGAAGGCCGCCGACUUGGCCACUCUCAUUCUCGGCGCUUCUUCUCCGUCGCAGAUCGUGGCCGCCUGUGCGGAGGUAGACUCUUUUCUCCAUUUGUACACCGCAGACCAGACCCGCUGCUUCUUCUCCAUCACUUUCCCAACCCUAAUUUGUAAAGUGUUCGGUUUCGACGACACGCCGCCGGUAGAUCACAAGUCUCUUUCGCCAUCUGGAUGGAUCGAUGUUGCCUCUCUAUCUAACGAUUCCGAGCUUGCAGGCAGGAUUUUCAGAUUACUAUCUCCAAAUAGUGUAUUGCUAUCAUCAAUUGUGAAUGCUGAUGCUUUAUCUCUGGUUAAAUAUGUUUUUCCUGUUGAGCGGUUGCCAGAAUGGGCUCGGUAUCUUCUACAGAAUGAGAGAGAUGUUCAGCUUUUGGCUGACCUGUGUCCAUUGUUCAGGAAUAGGUUGAAGGAGGAUUCAG
Messenger RNA from Cuscuta epithymum, 684 nucleotides. The record is from the annotation of a GenBank genome assembly. Lineage: Eukaryota; Viridiplantae; Streptophyta; Magnoliopsida; Solanales; Convolvulaceae.